UUUCAGUCUUGCCUUCACCAUUUCCAGAGAAAUCUAGUAUAUAUAAGCCAAUACCGAAACUUGAAGGCAACCUUCUUAAUUCAACUUCAAACCGAGAAUUUUAUUAAAACGGUGAAAUCCUUGAUAACUAUUUCCUUGAGUAAUACUUUGUACUCUUGGUUUCGUUGAUAUACAGGCUUGCUUUGAAUAAUUGCUUCUUUUACGUUUUGAAAGCUCGCCAAACGGUAAAAUCGUCGAAUUUUUCUUUUUCAUAAGAAUUUGAAAAGAGCUCAUUUGUUAUUUGUUGUUUUUGUGUUACAAUUUGCAUUCAUUACUUUAGUGCAUCAUGGCAAUAGAUUAUAGUAAAUGGGACAAACUUGAGUUGAGCGAUGAUAGUGAUAUUGAAGUACAUCCCAAUGUUGACAAAAAAUCGUUUAUUCGCUGGCGCCAACGUGACAUUCACGAGAAGCGUGCAAUGAGAAAACAAAAGAUGGAAGACAUCAAAAGCGCUGUAUCAAUGAACCAAAGAUUAAAGGAUCGCAUUGCUCAGAUGUAUACUUAUCUUCAGGAGUAUUCCCCAUCCGAACCACUGACUUACCUUUCUUCCUUCUUGCAAUCGAAAAGUCAAGAAGAUUCUGAACAAGCCGUAGAAGGAGGAAUGUCUUAUCAUCAGAUGCUAGUUGCUCUUUUAGAUACCAUUAAGAAGGCUAUUGAAGAGGAGAACAAUUCUUCGCUAGGCAUUAACGAGCAAUAUAUCAAGCAUCUUCAGAGCCAUGAGAAACGCCUUGACGAUUUGAUGAUGAAAGCCAAGGAGGAGUACGAUGAACUUGAGUCCGAGAGCAAGAAGUAUAUUACUUCAGAAGAUUUGCACAUUGGAUUUGAUAGCACACACGUUCAAAAGAAAGAGGAAGAGUCCAAAAAUAAAAAGAAAGAGAAAGAAUCUGUUCAAGUCAUCGAAUCCCUUAACGAUCCUAGUCCAUCUACUCAUCAACAAGAGGUCGGUUCAGCACAAUCUUCAUCCGCCAUUACUAAGGCUGAACAAGAGGAAUCUGAUUCGGAUAGCGUUUCAUUGUCUGUUGAUGGAACUAAGUUCUCCCAAAUUGCUUUUGGUGACUAUGCUGCUUCCGAAUCUUUCUUAAAGGAACAUCUUCAUCUGCUAGCUGAGGAAUCAGAAUCUGAUUCAAUUUUACUUGAGGCUUUUAACGCUGAACUGGAAGGUAAACCUUGGUUAGCUAAGCAAUUUGUCCAUCAAGCCUUAUUACUCAACUAUUGCCGACAACUUGGCCCUGGUGGAAUUACCAUCUUCUUUCAACGUGUUCAAGAUCCCAAUCACCAAGCUCGGCGCUUAUUCUUGGAAGAUGUUCAAAGUACAUAUAACCGCAUUCACGAGCGUAGUCACGCUAUGGCAAAUGAACAAGCUCAAAAUGGAGAAGGUGUUGAACAGAUUCAACUCUGUGCCGUGGAUGCCAAUACCAAGCUGUCCAUCAUAAUUCCCGAGAAAGACGCUACAGAGCCUGAGGUGAAAGCUGCACGCGUGACUUUUGAGUCAUUCCCCCCUAACCUUCAAAAAGCUUUGGAAUCUAAUAACCUUGAUAAAAUAAAUGCUGUCCUUGGUAAAAUGCCCAUUGAGGAUGCCGAGGAGGUUGUCGAAAAACUCAGCAGCACUGGCAUGCUUAGUAUUGAAGAAGGAAUCAUAGAUACCACGAAAGGUGAAACUAUUCCUGAACCUUCUGCUCAACAAUAACUUUUUUCAGUUAGAAACUGCUCUGAUUAUUAUGAUCAAUGAAAUUUAAUUUCAAUUAUCGAAUUGAUGUAAUGAUAUUUCAGUCCAACUUAACAAUAAACGGAUUUAC
Molecule: messenger RNA, 1832 nt
Organism: Schizosaccharomyces cryophilus OY26
Lineage: Eukaryota; Fungi; Ascomycota; Schizosaccharomycetes; Schizosaccharomycetales; Schizosaccharomycetaceae
Product: hsp90-like protein
Exons: 5
Coding region: 326-1723 (465 amino acids)
Biological process (GO): protein stabilization; protein folding
Cellular component (GO): cytoplasm
Molecular function (GO): protein-folding chaperone binding; heat shock protein binding; protein kinase binding
Source: RefSeq, a predicted model, not a curated record